This is a messenger RNA of Limulus polyphemus (Atlantic horseshoe crab), 1925 nucleotides long. RefSeq names its product transmembrane protein 147-like. Lineage: Eukaryota; Metazoa; Arthropoda; Merostomata; Xiphosura; Limulidae. Bases 156 to 866 code for a protein of 236 amino acids. The transcript has 6 exons. The record is from RefSeq and is a predicted model, not a curated record.
CGAAAACAUGUGCCAUUGCUAGGGGAUUUGUGAUUCUUUCUCAUUCUAAUCCAAGUUAGUUUGAUGGUUACAGUUUAGAUUAACGUUGGAGUUUCAUACCAUUUUAAAUUUCGUCUUUUUCAUUCUGUUUAUAAUUUUGAUAAAGAUACUGAAAAAUGACUCUGUUUCAUUUUGGAAACUGUGUUGCCCUUGCAUAUGUACCAUACUUUCUCACUUACAAGUUUUCCGGACUAUCAGAAUAUGGAGCAUUUUGGAAGUGUGUUCAGGCAGGAAUGAUGUAUCUUCUUACUCAGUUAUGUAAAAUGUUAGUUUUGGCAACAUUUUUCCCAACCAGCGAUAUCAGUGGAGUUGGUAAUAUUGAUGUUGUGGGGGCUCCCAUAAGGCUGGACAUGGAAUUCAUGAAGUCAACAGUGGAUCUGGCAGACUUAUUGGGCUUGCAUUUUGUUAUGACAAAGAUAGCUGGAAAAGGUGAGACUAAGUUCCUUGUUGCAGGACUUGGCUGGGCUACAGCUGAACUUGUUGUUACAAGGUUUCUUCCCCUUUGGGUUGGAGCUCGAGGAAUUGAGUUUGACUGGAAGUACCUUCAGAUGAGUUUUGACUCUAACAUCAGUUUGGUGCAUCAUAUUGCAACUGCUACAUUGGUGUGGUUGUGGACUCGUCAUGACUUACGUAAAACUCAUCUUCCUGUUGUCACAUUACUUCUUGCACUAAGCUGUUACAGACCACUUAUUGUUGAGUUGUUUGUGCAUACAUUUGGAGUUGGUUCUUGGAUUAUUCUACUCAUCAAAGCAUCUGGAGCAGUGUCAAUGGGCCUGAUUUCAUUACAUAUUUACCUCAGUUUAGCACAGUCUCUCAAUUCUUACUGACCAUUAGCCUUAGUAAGUGAUAGUGGUAAUAAAAAAAAUUAAGGAUUUUAAUGUUAUUGUGAACAAAAUUACUAGCCUGUAAUUUUUUUUUUUACAGUUGCUGUUUCAAGUUAUCAGAUAACUAAUUUUAUUAAUGAGUGGAAAAAGAAGUGGUUGAGUAAAAGAAAAACAAAUUAGGCCAUUAACACAGUCUAUAAUCUUCAAUAAAUGGAAAAUAUAAAGGGGUGAGGAGGAAAUACUUUAAUACCUUUUGUUUAUAAUAAUAUCAAUUUAACAUUGUUUGGUUUCAGUGUAAAGGUUUUUUUCUCAAUGCUUGAUGAAGUUAAUUUUGUUUUAUGAGGGAACUUCAUAAUAGUGGAAUAAAUACAUCAGGGUAAUAAAUUAUCCCUAUUUGAGAUGACAUGAAUUUUUUUCUUUAAUUAAGAGACUGGUUUUAAUAAAACAAUUUGGAUAUUUCACUAAUCACUGUAGGAAUAUGUAUGUUGUAAAAGUAGCCAUGUUUCAUUAUGUUAUAAGUUGUGAUUCACUCCAGGACCAAAAAGAUGAACUUUUGCAGCCUUUCUCUUUUAGUACAUAGCUUACUGACUGUGGUGGGAAGUUAAGUCUUAAUGAAAAUGUGGUUAAUGUUCUUUUUAAGUCGUUUAUUUUGUACUUUGAAACACUAUAUACAUAUAUAUAACUUUAAAAAUUCAGAUAAAAUAAUCUUUAUCAGCCUAGCAGUUUGCAAGAUGCAAUUUUCUACAUAAAAUUUAUGUAUAAUGGAACAUACUGAACUUCCAUACAGUGAUUUGAUUUUCAAAUUACUAAAAAAUUAAAAUUAGAUACUUAUUAAUUUUGAGAAAGCACAUAUUUAUUGCUAAAACAAAUAUUUCUUAGUUUGAUAUGUUUGUAAAUAAUGUGUUCAUUCGUCUUAUGAAACUGAAUCUGUUUUGAUUAAAUCUACUGUUUUUUAAAAUAAUUUGUAGUGGAAAAAUAUACUAGAUAUCUUGUACAUUAUUUGACUGAGCAAACCAGAGGAACCAAUAAAAUUGAGACAUUAAGAUAUUAUAAGUAGAUCUA